This is a messenger RNA of Cryptococcus amylolentus CBS 6039, 195 nucleotides long. RefSeq lists its product as hypothetical. The transcript has a single exon. The record is from RefSeq and is a predicted model, not a curated record. The coding region runs from base 1 to 195 and encodes 64 amino acids. NCBI's taxonomy places the organism in Eukaryota, Fungi, Basidiomycota, Tremellomycetes, Tremellales, Cryptococcaceae.
AUGGGGGACGAUCCCUCGGAUGGCCAGCUGCUCGGCACUCGCACACCCCCUCCCCGCAACGAUGACCUGGUCAGCCAGGGCUCGCCGGGCACGACAAACACCGAGAAGCCCCUCAUCAACAACACUGCUGCCGACGCGCGCACCAAUGAAGAAUGGACGUUGGCGGAGCAGCUCUUGGCAAGUCCGCAGUGGUAG